Messenger RNA from Gallus gallus (chicken), 5667 nucleotides. RefSeq names its product WEE2 oocyte meiosis inhibiting kinase (gene WEE2). Gene Ontology annotation, cellular component: nucleus. The coding region runs from base 2914 to 4584 and encodes 556 amino acids. The record is from RefSeq and is marked provisional. The transcript has 11 exons. Gene Ontology annotation, biological process: mitotic cell cycle; regulation of meiosis I; protein phosphorylation. Gene Ontology annotation, molecular function: non-membrane spanning protein tyrosine kinase activity; magnesium ion binding; ATP binding. NCBI's taxonomy places the organism in Eukaryota, Metazoa, Chordata, Aves, Galliformes, Phasianidae.
CGGGCUGUCGCGAAGGCCCCGCUCCCUUGCGGAGAGCGGGAUCUCUGGGGCUGGCGAUGCUGGUGAUACGUGCAUGUGUCUAUAUGUGCUAUGUGAAACGUGUUGUAGAGGAACAGGCAGAAGCAGUUGUGGGUGCCCCAUCCUUGGAGACGUCCAAGGCCAGGCCCUGGGCAGUCUGAUCCUCUGGGUGGGCCUUAAGGUCCCCUCCAACCCGAGCCAAUCUGUGGCUCUCUGAGUUCAGCUCAAGACAGAAACACGGGGACACCAACACGCCCAAGGCACCCGCAGCAGCCAGCCUCAGCAGUGUAAUUACCACCCUCGUUACGCUACCACCAUUAAACAUCAUUAAGUUUAGCUCAUUUCCCUGGGAGUUUCUGAUUAAUUGGAUUACCCAAUUAAGCAGGCCACAAUGAAAGAGAAAGCAUUGCCAUAAAAGCUUUAACUGCCCAACUUUUUGCCUGCUGAGCAGCUCCAAAGGUUCAACACGCCAUUAAGGAUCUGACGAUGCAGCGCCACCAGCAUUUCUUUUUCUGAAGCAUCCUUGUCCAUUGGCUGUGAGCUGUGGCUCAGCCAGUGCCAGCACGGGCACAGCAAAGUCACCUGGCAGAGCCCUGAGCGGCUGUGGGUGGUGGUUGGCAGAUGGAGGUAUCUGCAGCAGAUGAUGGACAAGGAAGGAAACCAAGAGCCCUGCACAACGCUUCGGUGCUGCAUGAAGGGUUUUAAAGAAAAGCCAAAUUCUGCUCGUAUCCGCACACGUUGCUCUCACCGCAUUGGCAGUGCCAAGCUGUGCUUUGAGGCAUGUUUGUCUGCGGGUUGCUGCUGACAGCUCGCUUCCCCCUCUCUGUGCAGAGUUUAAAAGCAAAGGUCCUCUGCUUUUGUACUUCACUGAAGUUAACAGGUCCUGGUCUCAGGGAAUGUGGCCAUGGGAGGAGGAAAAGGUCUUCCUCUGAUGAAGCUCUAAGAGUCAUAGAAUCAUAGAAUCCUUAGAGUUGGAAGGAACCUUUAAAGGCCAUCUACUCGAACUCCCCUGCAAUGAACGGGGACACCACAGGUAGGUCAGGGUGCCCAGGGCCUUAUCCAGCCUCACCCUAAAAGUCUUCAGGGACAGAGCAUCAACAACAUCACUAGGUGACCCAUUCCAGUGCACCACCCUCUCUGUAAAAGACUUUUUCCUUAUAUCUAACCUAGAUCUCCCCUCUUUGAGCUUGACGCCAUGGAACACGAACCAAGAUCAUGUCUCUCUAUCUUUGAGCAGUCCCUCCGGAUAAACAAGAAGUAAAAACAGUGGCUUUUAGUUAGAUGUGAAAUGAGGCUUUCUCACACUCAGGUUGACAUUCCUUCUUGGGGUAACGGAUCCCCGUAGCCCCUGGCAAUAACAAAAUGCAAAAAUGCAAAAAAUCAGAUAAAAUGUUUGUGAGGGGCAGUGGGCACAGCACUGAGCACCUGGCACGUCCUCCUCACAGCAGGUGAACGGCCUGCCACAGCCUUAGCGGGCAGCUUCAAAGACCUGAAUGCCCUCAGUUCUGACUAACAGGCCAGGUACAAGGGCAGGCUGACCUCAGCUUGACGUGUCCCUUUGUUUUCUGGUGGGAACCCUCCUCAGCCUGUGCACUGGGAAGCACGUGCCCCUAACAACCCCCCAUCUCUUCUGGGCCGUGACCACUUCCAACUUCUGCGUGGCCUUCCAGCAGCUCUCCCUGAUGCUAGAAGGCUUCUCGGACCUUGUUCCCAGUCCAUUAAAGCUCACUCUGGUUCCUCUUCGAAGCACAGGCUCACAGAGGUGGCAGGUGAUGAGCUUUACACACAAAUGCCACCUUUGUCCUUUACUCACUGAGCUAUAGUGGAUAACCUGCACGUGCCAUUGGCAUUGGCCACCCCCUCCUCUCCCAGGGUACACACAUGGAACCUUGAGACAGGAACCCACAUGCAGGCCUGUGUAUUGUCCCUCACAGUCUACCACAUUAAAAUUUAGGCUGCUAACCUCUCUGUGCAGGCUGUAAUGCUUUCCAUCCUAACACACGUCUAAAUGCAAGAAGAUAAAUUGAGACCUAAAAAAGAGGAAGCACCGGACCCAUCCGUGGCAGAUCCGGCAUUUAUGUAAGCAAAGCCCACAGAGGCUCCAUCUCUGGUGGGAUUAACAUAAAGCAGCCUGGCUGUCAGCAAACAUCACCUCCUUGCAAAGCUGAAGGAGAGAAGAGUGUGCAGAAGCAAAGGGAUGACUCAGAGCAGAGUUGGCUGCAGGCACAGCAUUCAGGUCCAUAGCAAAACCCCAGCCAGCAGCACAGGCAGCCCUGCACAGGUGCUGCUGAGUUCCAGCUGCUUCCCAUUAGUGAUGGUCCUGAGGUGUGGGGUGGUUAUAAAUGUGCUGGGGUGGGAGAGGGGCCAUUUGUAGGGUGGCUGGUGGCUUCUUGGGGAUCCCUCUGCUUUUACAGCUGUAUGUAAAGGGAGUAGUGUUUUGUGGUUGAGAAGUUUAGAAGUGAGAAAGGUGAAGGGAGGGCUGUAGUGCCUUGUUCUGGGGGGUCUGGUGAUUUGGUCUUUGUGAUGGAGUGGUGGGUGAAGUUCUCCUUGAGGCUCACUGGGAAAGGCAGUGACUUCUGACUGUAUCUGACUUGUAGCAACAAAGUGAAAGCCCUAUCUGUUACAGUUAUGUGAGAAGUAGCUGGAUAGGGUUAUAUGUGGGGAUUGGGGGAAAUUCCUUUAUUGAUGCAAUUAAAUGCCAGUUUUGUGUGCUCCAUGCCCCUGUGUGUAAAGGGCUAGGGGAAUAGGCAUGGGGAAUAAGGCUGUUCAGGUGGCCUAGGUGAGGAAGAGGGCAGCUAACCUGCCUAUGUAAGUAAUGCUGUCUUUCUCUCCUGCUCUUUUUCCUCCACCAGGCAGGCCAGGGUCCGCUCUAUCAGCUCUAUUUUAUAUGGUGAAAUGGAUGACUGGGAGAACAAUGACUUCAUCCAGAGGCUGGAUUUUUCCAGCUGUGGAGAAGAGGGUGAAGACAGAAGCAUUAAUGAGGAGGACACACUGAGUUCCAGCCCAAUCAAGCACUGUGACUUCCAGAAGUGGAACAGCCCUCUCCCUGCAACUCCUCACAGGAAGCUCAGUGAGAUUUUCCUGAGCAGGACCAAAUCGUGGGUGAGCCCUACCCUGAAGUCCUCCCCAGGUGUGAGCAGGACCCAUGGCAAUGCAGAGACACCACUGCACAUCACUUGGAAGAAGCUGCAGCUCUGUGACACCCCCCACACUCCCAAGAGCCUGUUAUCAAAGACAGCUUUUCCUUCACCUGGGGCAAAGGUCCCACCCAAAGGCUUCAGACAUCUGAGAUUUACUCCUGGUGCUGACUUGGACGACUCUACCCAAGCUUCUCUUGUCAACAUCAAUCCCUUUACACCAGAGUCAUACCGACAAAUGCUCUUUCUUCCUAAUGGCAAGAGGAAAGCCAGAGAGAUAAGGAAUCCUGAUCUAAGAGGCCAGGUAAAACAGGAGCUACUUACCAAGAGAUGUCCUCUGAAAGACAGCAAUAUGGUUUCCCGCUACCAGAAGGAAUUCCUGGAACUAGAGAGGAUUGGUGUAGGGGAAUUUGGUUCUGUCUACAAGUGUAUCAAGCGCCUUGAUGGAUGUGUUUAUGCCAUCAAACGCUCCAAGAGGCCUCUGGCAGGAUCCUCAGAUGAGCAGCUGGCAUUGCGUGAGGUUUAUGCUCAUGCAGUCCUUGGACACCACCCCCAUGUUGUGCGCUACUACUCAGCAUGGGCAGAAGAUGAUCACAUGAUUAUACAAAAUGAACAUUGUAAUGGUGGGAGUCUCCAAGAUGUGCUUCUGGAAAAUGCAAAGCGUGGCCAGUAUUUUCCUGAAGCAAAGCUGAAAGAAAUCUUGUUACAAGUCUCCAUGGGACUAAAAUACAUCCACAACUCUGGCCUUGUGCACUUGGAUAUUAAACCUAGUAAUAUCUUCAUCUGUCACAAGCUGGUAGUUGAGGGCCAAGCUGGACAGGAAGAGAGUGACAGUGAUGAUGAGUUCUCUUCUGGUGUGAUGUAUAAGAUUGGUGACCUUGGCCACGUGACAUCAAUAGCAAACCCUCAAGUGGAGGAAGGAGACAGACGGUUUUUAGCCAAUGAGAUUUUGCAGGAGCAAUACUUCCAUUUGCCAAAGGCAGACAUCUUUGCCCUGGCGCUCACAAUAGCUCUGGCAGCAGGUGCGGGACCACUGCCUCACAAUGGGGCCAUGUGGCACCACAUCCGCAAAGGCAAUAUCCCAUCAAUCCCUCAGAAGCUUCCCAAUGGCUUUAUUGAACUCCUCAAGCUCAUGAUCCAUCCUGAUCCAAUGGAAAGACCCUCUGCCACAGCUCUUACGAAGCACCCAAUCCUCCGUCCUUCACUUGGAAAAGCUGUGCAGCUCCAGAAGCAGCUAAAUGUGGAGAAGUGUAAGACUGCCAUGCUGGAAAGGGAACUAAAAGCAGCUCGCCUUGCCCAGACCCUCAUGAAGGACCAGCCCUUAGGAAAUGCCAACUUACAGGAGUCUGAGACCUCUCCAAAGAAGAACAACAAGCGCCUGGUGGGAGGGAAGAAUUGUCGCUCAUUUAGCUUUACUGUGGGUUACUGAACUUCUGUUGUUUGAAAGGCUCUCGCUGCUGAAUGACACUGAGAACACAGGCUCUGCACAGACCAAUGCCCCAUGCUAGCUCUCCUUGUGAUUUGUUUUGUUCCCUCAUUAACUAUGGUGAGAUACUGGCUGAGGAAAGGGAAGAAUGAUGAGCUCUCAAGUGUAAGAUGUGACUUAAGAAUAUUUUCCUCAGCAUUGAUGUUUUCUUGUGUAACUGGUCUUGUUCUAGACUAAGAAUAGUUCUGCCACAGAAGGAAAAGGAUGGCAUUUCCUCUACUUCCCUUUGUUUAGAUGGAUGCUGAUCUUUAUGUUCUUACCACUGACCUCCUGUAUGUCUUUAGAAGGAAGACAGCAUGUCCUGCUGGUCCCUAGCAGUGAGGCAGUUGAAACAAUGGUGUAGUGCUAACUAUGUUUGGAGGCAGACCUGUUACACAGCAGUCCUGGUGGACUUGGGAUGCAUUUGGAUUUCAUUGAGGAAGCAAAAAGUAAACUGCUUUUAGUUAAGGGGGCCUCACUGAUUGAGCUGAAAGCUUUCCCUCCCUUAUCUUUGAGCAACGAGCACAAUCACAGGGCUGAAGUGGCUGAGCUUUUGCAGGCCAGACCCUGAAGCCUGGCUUGUGCUGAUAGGAAAGGACUUGGCAUCAGGUGGGGGUCAUACCUUCAGUAUUCAGUAUAUACCUUCAGUAGGUGGCUCUGUGUGCCUGUGGGGAAAUGGAAACUUUGGGGAUCUUGCUCAUGGAGCAACUUCACCUGCAUGAAAUACCAGCUUUUAAGCAAUGAUGAGGGAAGUUAGAAAACACUUAAGCUUUGGUAGGUUUCUUCUGUGGAGUUGCCUAUUUAAAUGAGUAUUUUUAAGACCGUCUCAUCCCCCUGCUGAAUGUUAUGUUCUAGAUACUUGCUGUGUGUCUAGCAGAAAGCCAGGUACGAAUGGUGGACUGCUAUGUGGGAGAGCACAAUGCUGCAGCCUUGGUUACUGCGAGCUUUUACUCAGAGUUUGUGCUCAAGUGUCUGAGAGUGCUGUUUUUAUACUAUUAAAUCUUAUCCCUUUAAAAGCGAUAGGUGCCAAUAAAGAUUUUAACACUU